Molecule: messenger RNA, 1092 nt
Organism: Lachancea fermentati
Lineage: Eukaryota; Fungi; Ascomycota; Saccharomycetes; Saccharomycetales; Saccharomycetaceae
Source: the annotation of a GenBank genome assembly
AUGGGCUAUGUGACCUCGGGUUAUCCAUCGAGGCCUCAUAAAAGAUUGCUUCCAAUCAAUCAGAAAGUUUAUUACGAGAACUUGACUCCUAGUGAUGAACGCGACAAAAUCAGACUUCCGAGAAAAAAGCCAAGAAUUGCUAAGAAAAGAUUAACUUUGAACUCUUUGCCUCAAGACAUCAUCCAGAAAAUAUUCAUAUACUCCGGAAAAAACAAUUCUUUACCAUUCCUGAAUCGAUUCUUCUAUGUAUCUCUUCGCCCUAAUGGAAUUCUUAUCGAAGGUUAUAUUUGGGAGAACUACAUCUCUGAUUUGAACGAACUUCUGCCAGAAAAUGAUUUUGUACCUAUACUUGACUCUAAUGUAUUUCAGAAUGGAAUUCUUCUAAAGUACCUCAAUGAGAAUUCCAGCGUUCUCGAUUCUGUGUUUAAUGUGGUCAAGCAAGAUUCCAUAAAAGCACUCCAAAGAGAACGGCUCGUCCUUUAUGAGGAUGGUAACUUAUCAGAUAUUCGAGGCAGUCAUAUCUUAGUUAAUCAUGAUCUCGACUCGGAUAAGCCUCUUCAAGACUUCCCUCACGCUUUCUAUAAUUGCCCAAUCCUUUUCUUUCACAAUGAUAUUCGUGAAAAGCCUCCGGUUUACAAUCAAUUCCUUUUGAAACUGCAUUCAUAUUUCACGGUAAAGCAAGCAUCUUGGCUUUGUGAAAUGAUAGUUGAAUGGUUUUUCUGGAAGAAUGAUGGCGAAUUUGGGAUCAAUCAUCUAUUUUACGCUCUGAAUCUUGUGUUACACUUAUCUGACCUAUCAACUCAUUCAUUUCAUAAUGCGGACGUGCUCAUAAGUCUUAUCGUAAAUUUAUACUUGGAACAGCCACUGAAUCUUCAGAAGCUUCUUUUAUGUGAGGGAUUUCAAGAUGAGAAAUCAAUAUUGGACCGUAAAGCAAGGAUAAUCGGUAAAUUCAUCAAGAAAUUUUACCGUGAUAUGCGCUCAGUUUUAUCUAAUGAUAAUUUAUGGAUGAUCUUACAUCAGAUCAAAGAGCCAAGCCUUGCUGAGGUCAUUACACAUUAUGGCGGGGCUCCAAGCUUCAGGGUUCUUCGGUGA